This is a messenger RNA of Nicrophorus vespilloides, 7382 nucleotides long. Its product is annotated as acetyl-CoA carboxylase. The transcript is spliced from 12 exons. Gene Ontology annotation, molecular function: metal ion binding; ATP binding; acetyl-CoA carboxylase activity. Gene Ontology annotation, biological process: fatty acid biosynthetic process. NCBI's taxonomy places the organism in Eukaryota, Metazoa, Arthropoda, Insecta, Coleoptera, Silphidae. The record is from RefSeq and is a predicted model, not a curated record. The coding region runs from base 104 to 7357 and encodes 2417 amino acids.
UUAGUUCAAGUUCGCGGAAGACGAAGGAGAAGUUCUCAAUUAGAUCAAUUUAUUCGGAUUUUCAAAGUGCAAAGUGUACUAACUUUAUGCGAGAGGAAGAUUUAUGUUAUUCUUCCUGCUGGCUCUAUUCGUAGCCAUUUUCCUGCAACAAUUGUUCCGGCGUUUCCGAAACGAGACACCAGGCGGCUUAAGGUUAAUGGACUCGGGUAUCUACGUGAUGUCAGUUUCGGAAUCAGUGGAGGCGAGAAGCGAGACCGUGGAGGGUAGCACAGAUACAGACACCGGAAGCGGGUCCGAGGAGUUCGUGUUCCUCGAGGACGGAGAGAGCGGAGACGUCGAUCUGAGCGACGUCGUGGUGAAGAUGAGCGAGGAGGCGGUGCAAUGGACCCUCGGCGACGAGGCCCGUGAGGAGGCGGAGGACACUUUUCCUUCGGGAAUCGAAACGGCGACGACCGUGCCCCCAGUCUCAUCAUCGAAUGGACAAGGAGGUCUCACCUCGGAACAGAGAACAGCACUGAUAGAGAAACGUAGAAGACUAAAGCCGAGCAUGUCUCAGGGCACGGUCAUGCUUCACAACAGGAUGCAGGAGAAGGAUUUCAUCGUCGCGACGCCGGAGGUUUUCGUGAAGCGAUUCAACGGCACCAAAGUCAUCAACAAGGUUUUGAUCGCCAACAAUGGAAUUGCAGCUGUGAAAUGCAUGCGUUCCGUCCGCAGAUGGUCGUACGAGAUGUUCAAGAACGAGAGGGCCGUGAGAUUCGUGGUGAUGGUGACUCCUGAAGAUCUGAAGGCGAACGCCGAAUACAUAAAGAUGGCGGAUCAUUACGUUCCGGUUCCGGGUGGAACGAACAACAACAACUACGCGAACGUCGAGCUGAUCAUCGACAUAGCCAUAAGGCAGCAGGUGCAAGCCGUCUGGGCCGGCUGGGGUCACGCCUCAGAGAACCCGAAACUCCCGGAACUUCUUCACAAGAACAACAUCGCCUUCAUCGGUCCACCGGAGAAAGCCAUGUGGGCACUCGGAGAUAAAAUCGCUUCGUCGAUCGUCGCGCAGACCGCCGAAAUCCCGACCCUUCCGUGGUCCGGAUCAGAGCUGAAAGCUCAAUACAGCGGCAAAAAGAUCAAGAUCUCGUCGGAACUGUUCGCCAGAGGUUGCGUGCAUUCUGCGGAGGAAGGUCUGAUGGCGGCGCAGAAGAUCGGUUUCCCUGUGAUGAUUAAAGCUUCGGAAGGAGGCGGCGGCAAAGGCAUCAGGAAGGUGGACAACGCCGAAGACUUCGCGCAAGCUUUCAGGCAGGUGCAAGCCGAGGUGCCCGGAUCACCGAUCUUCGUGAUGAAGCUCGCCAAGUGCGCUCGCCAUUUGGAGGUGCAACUUUUAGCCGAUCAGUACGGAAACGCGAUUUCGCUGUUCGGACGUGAUUGUUCCAUCCAGAGGAGACAUCAGAAGAUCAUCGAAGAAGCUCCAGCUGUGAUCGCCGAACCUUCCGUGUUCGAAGACAUGGAGAAGGCUGCCGUGAGAUUAGCAAAGAUGGUCGGUUACGUUUCCGCCGGAACUGUGGAAUACCUGUACGACACGUCCGGGCAGUAUUACUUCCUCGAGUUGAAUCCGCGUCUGCAGGUGGAGCAUCCCUGCACGGAGAUGGUGUCCGACGUGAACUUACCGGCGGCACAAUUGCAAAUCGCCAUGGGUUUGCCUCUGCACUACAUCAAGGACAUCCGUCUGCUUUACGGUGAAUCGCCGUGGGGAAUGACGGAGAUCGAUUUCGAUCAGCCGAAGCAUAAACCGCAACCGUGGGGACACGUGAUUGCCGCUAGGAUCACCUCGGAGAAUCCCGACGAAGGCUUCAAACCGAGCUCAGGGACGGUGCAAGAGUUGAAUUUCCGUUCCUCGAAGAACGUCUGGGGUUACUUCUCAGUCGCCGCUUCCGGUGGUCUCCACGAGUUCGCCGAUUCCCAGUUCGGUCAUUGCUUCUCGUGGGGAGAGAACCGUGAGCAAGCGCGCGAAAAUCUCGUUAUAGCUCUGAAAGAGUUGAGCAUUCGCGGCGAUUUCAGGACCACCGUAGAAUAUCUGAUCACUCUUCUCGAGACGAAGAGUUUCCAGGAGAAUACCAUAGACACGGCGUGGUUGGACAUCCUGAUUUCAGAGAGAAUGCAAUCGGAGAAGCCCGAUAUAAUGUUGGGCGUGAUGUGCGGAUCUUUGCAUAUCGCCGACAAGACGAUCUCCACCUCCUUCCAGGAGUUCCAGAACUCGCUGGAGCGUGGACAAGUGCAAGGCUCGAACACUCUGAACAACGUGGUGGACGUCGAGCUCAUAAACGACGGCUCCAAGUACAAAAUACAAGCGACCAAGAGCGGCGCCAAUUCCUAUUUCCUAGUCAUGAACGGCUCCUUCAAGGAGAUCGAGAUUCACCGUCUCAGCGAUGGAGGCAUCCUGCUCUCGGUCGAUGGAUCAUCCUUCACGACAUACAUGAAGGAGGAGGUGGAUCACUACAGAAUAGUCAUCGGAAAUCAGACGUGCGUCUUCGAGAAGGAGAACGAUCCGACUCUGCUGCGAUCACCGUCAGCCGGUAAACUCAUCAGCUUCUUGGUGGACGAUGGAACGCACAUUUUCAGAGGUCAGGCGUACGCCGAAAUCGAAGUGAUGAAGAUGGUCAUGACGUUGACGUCGACCGAAUCCGGUCUGUUGUAUUACGCGAAACGACCGGGCGCAGUGAUGGAACCAGGAUCGAUAAUCGCUACAAUCGAAUUGGACGAUCCAUGUUUGGUGGCGAAGGCGCAACUGUACAAAGGGCCGUUCCCCGAGCUGGACGUCUCGCAUCCCGUUGCUUCCGAUAAACUCAAUCACAUCCACAACAGCUACAAGUCGAUACUGGAGAAUCAUCUAGCAGGUUUCUGUUUGCCGGAACCGUACAAUGCGCCGCGUCUGAGGGAGGUCAUCGAGAAAUUCAUGUCCUCUCUGCGCGAUCCCAGUUUGCCGCUCUUGGAGAUGCAGGAAGUGAUUGCGAGUAUUUCCGGUCGUAUCCCAGCCGCCGUCGAGAAGAAAAUCAGGAAACUGAUGGCGCUGUACGAGAGGAACAUCACGUCGGUUUUGGCGCAAUUCCCGAGUCAGCAAAUCGCCAGCGUCAUCGACAGUCACGCGGCGAGCAUGCAGAAACGCACCGAACGCGACGGUUUCUUCUUGGCCACCGAAGGUAUAGUACAGCUGGUGCAGCGGUAUCGAAACGGGAUUCGCGGUAGGAUGAAGGCCGCCGUUCACGAUCUGCUCAAACACUACUACCUGGUGGAGAGUCAAUUCCAGUUGGGUCACUACGACAAGUGCGUGAGCGUGCUCAGGGAUAAGAACAAGGACGAUAUGGCUGCCGUGACCGCUACGAUCUUCUCGCACGGACAGGUGGCGAAGAAGAACAUGCUGGUGACGAUGCUCAUAGAUCAUCUGUGGUCCAACGAACCGGGUCUGACCGAUGAAUUGGCCGCCUCUUUGAACGAGCUGACGACAUUAAAUAGAAGCGAACAUUCCCGCGUCGCUUUAAGAGCCAGACAAGUGCUGAUCGCCGCCCAUCAACCGGCUUACGAGUUGAGACACAACCAGAUGGAGAGCAUCUUCUUAUCAGCAGUCGACAUGUACGGUCACGAAUUCCAUCCGGAGAAUCUGCAGAAGCUCAUCGUUUCCGAAACAUCCAUCUUCGACAUUCUGCACGACUUCUUCUACCACACCAAUCGCGCCGUCUGCAACGCUGCAUUGGAGGUUUACGUGAGGAGAGCGUACACCAGUUACGACAUAACUUGCCUUCAGCACGUCGAGCUGAGCGGUGAAGUCCCCUUGGUGCAUUUCCAAUUCCUGUUGCCGCCCAGCCAUCCGAACCGUCUGAUAAAAUUGGAUUGCAUCAAAGAGGACGGCGAAACGGUCAAAAUCUACGACUCGUUCCAGCGGACCGGCUGCAUGUCCGCUUUCGAGAGCUUCCAGCAGUUCGAAACGUACGCCGACGAAAUCUUCGAUCUGAUCGCCGAUUUCUCCAGCCCCGCUUCGGUCUGCGUCAAAGAUAUGCAGGUUCUCGAGAGCGGAAGCGAAUCCCGCGCGGAUUCCACCAGCAUCAACGUGAGUCUCAGUUUGGAUGGACAGCGACAGAUACCGGAGGACGAUAGUCUGCAAGAGCCAAUCCACAUUCUGCACAUCGGCGUCAAGGAUAGAGGUGAUGCCGACGAUUCCACGAUGAGCAAGAUCUUUGGGUCGUUCUGUUUGCGGCACAAGGAGGAGCUCGAGAACAGGGGAAUUCGUCGCAUCACUUUUGCGGCGCUCAAGAACAAACAGUUUCCGAAGUUCUUCACGUACAGAUCGCGGGACGAUUUCAAGGAGGAUCGUAUCUACAGGCAUCUGGAACCGGCGUGCGCCUUCCAAUUGGAACUGAACCGUAUGCGCAGUUACAAUCUGGAAGCGCUGCCCACUUCCAAUCAGAAGAUGCACCUGUAUUUGGGUAAAGCCAAAGUCGCACCGGGAUUGGAUGUUACUGACUAUCGUUUCUUCAUCCGCUCCAUCAUCAGACAUUCGGAUCUGAUCACCAAGGAGGCGUCGUUCGAGUACCUGCAGAACGAGGGAGAACGGGUCCUCCUGGAGGCGAUGGACGAACUGGAGGUUGCGUUCUCGCAUCCGCAAUCUCGACGUACUGAUUGCAAUCACAUCUUCCUGAACUUCAUACCGACGGUCAUCAUGGAUCCAGCUAAGAUUGAAGAAGCUGUUACGAACAUGGUGAUGCGUUACGGACCGCGCCUUUGGAAGUUACGCGUGCUGCAAGCAGAGCUGAAGAUGACCAUCAGGUCAGCACCUAACGCUUCGACCACCACAGUUCGCCUGUGCAUCGCCAACGAUAGCGGUUACUAUCUGGACAUCAGCAUGUACACUGAAGUCGUCGAUCCGGAUACGGGAACUAUCCGUUUCGAAGCUUACGGAUUGAAGCAGGGCUCGAUGCACGGUCUAGCCAUCUCCACUCCGUACUUGGCCAAAGACUAUCUUCAGCAGAAGAGGUUCCAGGCGCAAUCUGCCGGCACCACGUACGUGUACGAUUAUCCAGACAUGUUCAGGCAGAUGGUCGAUCUGCAGUGGAAGAAGUACAGCCAGGAGAGGAUGUCCGAGGUGAUAGCCAUCCCGGAGAAGCAGAUGGACUGCAUAGAGUUGGUGUUGGAUGCUGAAACGGAGACGAGGUUGUACGAGCAGAAACGCGUACCCGGAGAGAACAACGUUGGUAUGGUUGCAUGGCGUUUGACUCUCUACACUCCGGAAUAUCCGGAAGGUAGGGACAUCAUCGUCAUCGCCAACGACAUCACCUUCUUGAUUGGAUCGUUCGGACCUAGAGAAGACAAGGUCUUCUACUUGGCUAGCGAACUUUCUAGGGAAUUGAAAAUACCAAGAAUAUACAUUGCUGCUAACAGUGGAGCCCGCAUUGGACUUGCCGAAGAAGUGAAGUGCCUUUUCAAAGUCGCUUGGGAAGAUCCCAAAGAACCUGAUCAUGGUUUCAGGUAUCUCUAUUUAACACCUGAAGACUACGCCAAGGUCAGUUCGUUGAAUUCGGUGCGCGCCGUUCUCAUCGAAGACGAGGGCGAAUCCAGAUACAAAAUCACAGAUGUCAUCGGCAAAGGUGAAGGUUUGGGAGUGGAGAAUCUGCGAUGGGCCGGUAUGAUCGCCGGAGAAACGUCGAAAGCCUACAAAGAAGUCGUCACGAUUUCUAUGGUUUCGUGCAGAGCUAUCGGUAUUGGUUCGUACCUGGUGCGUCUCGGACAGAGGGUCAUCCAGAUCGAGAACUCUCACAUCAUCCUCACCGGUUACGCCGCACUCAACAAACUCCUGGGUCGCGAAGUGUACGCGUCGAACAAUCAGCUUGGUGGUAUUCAGAUCAUGCACAACAACGGCAUCAGUCACAAGACGGAUCAGAGCGAUCUGGAGGGCAUCUUCACCAUCCUCAAAUGGUUAUCCUACAUUCCCAAAGACAAGAUGUCGCCGGUGCCGAUCAUCAAACCGGUGGACACGAUCGAUCGCGAGAUCGAUUUCAUUCCGACGAAGGCGCCGUACGAUCCGCGCUGGAUGCUGGCCGGUCGCCAGAACCCCAACAACCUGGAGGAAUGGGAGAGCGGAUUCUUCGACAAGGGCUCGUGGUCGGAGAUCAUGGAGCCGUGGGCGCAGACGGUGGUAACAGGAAGAGCACGAUUGGGCGGCAUCCCCGUCGGCGUCAUAGCCGUGGAAACGAGAACAGUCGAACUGACGAUGCCCGCAGAUCCCGCUAACCUCGACUCGGAAGCCAAGACCGUCUCGCAAGCAGGACAAGUCUGGUUCCCCGAUUCCGCUUACAAAACGGCGCAAGUUAUCCAGGACUUUGGCAAGGAAGAUCUGCCGUUGAUAAUCUUCGCGAAUUGGCGCGGCUUCAGCGGCGGCAUGAAGGACAUGUACGAGCAGAUCAUGAAGUUCGGCGCUUACAUCGUCGACGGUCUCAGCUCUUACACUAAACCUGUCCUCAUCUACAUCCCGCCCAACGGUGAGUUGAGAGGUGGAGCUUGGGCCGUCGUCGAUCCGUCGAUAAACUCACGGUACAUGGAGAUGUACGCCGAUCCGGAUUCGCGAGGCGGCGUCUUGGAGCCAGAGGGUACCGUCGAGAUCAAGUACAGGAAGAAGGAUCUGCUGAAGACGAUGCACCGCGUCGACGUUGAGCUGAAGAAGUUGGACGAGGCGCUGAAGAAGGCGAGCGUGCAACCGCCUCAAUUGGAUAUCCACGAGAGGCGCAGCAGCGUCACCGUGGAGACGAAAAAAUCGUCGGAGGUUAUCGAGAUCGAAGGCAAAAUCACGGAGCGCGAGAACCAUUUGCUACCUAUCUACCAUCAAGUGGCCGUGCAUUUCGCCGAUAUGCACGACACACCUGUGAGGAUGCAAGAGAAGGAGGUUAUCUUGGACGUAGUGCCGUGGAGAAAGUCGCGUACAAUUCUGUACUGGAGGAUGAGAAGGCUUCUGCUGCAGGACAGCAUCAUCACGUCUCUGCUCGCGGCGCAACCGAACUUGGGCGUCGGACAAGGAGAAGCCAUGCUCAGAAGAUGGUUCGUCGAGGACAAGGGUGCCGCCGAAGGUUACAAAUGGGACAACAACGAGACCAUAGUGCAAUGGCUCGAAGAUCAGCUGGCGAAUCCGUCGAUGCUCUCCUACAAUUUGCAUUGCGUGAAGAAGGACGCGGUCAUAACGCAAAUUGAAAAAUCACUAGAUGAUUGCCCUGACAUGCUUCUGGACACCGUCUUCAAGAUCCUAUCGAAGCUGAACGACAACCAGAAGGCUGAGGUGAUCAGGACGCUGUCGCAGGUGAACCAAACGGACACGACGGAGACGACGUAACACCUCACAUGCAACAAUUCCAAUU